AUGGAAUCCUACGAAAGUGUUAGAAAUCGUUCCAAAGAAUGGAACGAAAAAAUUGCAGGCAAAAUCCUUGUUUCUCAAGAAAUUGUAGAAGCAAAAUCAUUUCCUGGUUUGGCGGAAAAUGAAAUUUCUGAGCUGGAUUUACCAAAGCCAAAACGCAUUAUAUUCCCAGGAUGUAUGGUAACUUGUGACUUUCGUCCUGAACGACUGAAUGUGACUUGCGAAGAGCAACAAACUGGUAAGGCGAUCAUCAAAUCAGCUCAUUUUGGUUAA
This is a messenger RNA of Magnusiomyces paraingens, 270 nucleotides long. RefSeq lists its product as uncharacterized. The record is from RefSeq and is a predicted model, not a curated record. Bases 1 to 270 code for a protein of 89 amino acids. Lineage: Eukaryota; Fungi; Ascomycota; Dipodascomycetes; Dipodascales; Dipodascaceae. The transcript has 2 exons.